Sparassis crispa is the source of this 1344-nucleotide messenger RNA. RefSeq lists its product as hypothetical. The record is from RefSeq and is a predicted model, not a curated record. The transcript has 7 exons. Gene Ontology annotation, molecular function: protein binding. NCBI's taxonomy places the organism in Eukaryota, Fungi, Basidiomycota, Agaricomycetes, Polyporales, Sparassidaceae. The coding region runs from base 1 to 1344 and encodes 447 amino acids.
AUGGAAUCUGCGCUUGGUCCAGGCCAGCGACGGCUGCUGGGAGAGUUGGGCCAGUUAACGAGACUCUUCGCAUUUCCGCUUGUCCGCUAUAUCCCAGCAGAGGCAUCUGGCGAUAAAUUUCAGUCUGUAAUAUGGGAAAGUUCAGAUCUCCCGGAUGUGCCUCUGGAGGAUCAUAAUUCAAGAUGCUACUACUGCUUGGACGAUUACGAACCACCCCGCAAGAAUUCCGUCCAAAUCGCACAAGUGCCAGAGACAGCAGCGCCAGAACCACUCACGCAGUUUCCAUGCGGUCACGUUCUACAUCAAGACUGUGCUGCAGCUUGGAUGCGAGAGCACUCCGAAUGUUUCUUGUGCAAAGCCGACAUACUCGGUCCAACUGAUCUGCCAUAUCCAACUGAUUGUUUGAAAGAGAAUAGUGACUGGUCUGCGGUGUCCAACCUUAUUCGCAGUCAGCAUGGGAUCGCCAGAAGGGUAGUUGAGGUUGAUCUUCUCUAUACAAUGCCUGCCGAACCUUGCGAUUUUGCAUAUUUCUCGGCGGACGGUCAAUAUCUGGCAGUGGGAGGGCGGUAUGCUGGUGGACACGGACGUGUCAUCCGAACAAUGACAGCAUCUAAAAUCUGCACCUUCACCGACGAUUACCUCUCAGCCUGCUGCUUCAGUCCCGAUGAGACAACCCUCGUGACAGGAAAUAGCCGUGGAGGUAUCAAGAUCUGGAACAUCCAAGUUGCAGACGGGCAUGCGGAGAAGACAACUACGCUCGUUGGGCACAGCGCCACUGUAAGAUCGAUGCAGUUCUUGGAUGGCAGUAGUUCGCUCGCGUCCCUCGCAGCUGACGAGACUCUACACAUUUGGGACGUCAGAAGCGGUCACAUGAUUCAGACAAUACAACUACAAGGCAUGAGGAGCCUCCGUCUUGCAUGUCACAGCGGCCGUAUCGUAGUUGGCUCAUCUGACGGGAUGAUAGACUUGUGGGAUGUUGACACAGGCUCACUUUUAAAUCGCUGGAGAGGCCACAAUGAUCCAAUUACGAACCUGGUCUUCACACCCGAUGGUACUGGACUUGUGUCAUCAGCAUGGUCUACGGACCCACUUAAAUGUUGGGACAUGACGGCAAUACUAGAGAGGUACAUGGCCUCACCCGCGAUUUUCGACAAUCAUCGAGGAACCGAAGAAGAUAUAUCGAGUGUGUUUACCACAAGAACAUUUACCGGAACCGAGUAUCCUCGCUCGGUCACUAUCUCGCGCGAAGGACACUGGUUAGCAUCCUGUGACUGGGAAGAAGUAUUUUUGUGGGAUGCCCAGACGGGAGAAAUGCAAUUCGUCCUGCGGGUUGGGUCAGAUUGA